UUGAGUGACAUCUCGUCAACUUGUUGAUAAAGCAGCGCUGCAGUCAGCUGACGGGUCUCGUGACGCGCAGCGGGAGUCUGCACAAUAAAAGUCCCCUACCAGUGGGUCGUUUAAGCUAACUUUAUUAGAGUUUAGGUUGGUUCGUCUUCUCUAGAUGCAUUCUGAAACGUUUCCUGAAAUGCAAACAGGUUUUGAGUUUUUACAGUUCCUUGCGAGAUUUGCGACAACUUGAUUGAUUGUCUCAUGUAGGCCUACUGUAAACAAACAGGCUUAAUAUUGGUUAUUUAAUGACAUUUGUUAGUGUUCUCAAGUCAGCCAGCCUGAAGCAAUGUUCAGUGGAACCAUUUAAAUUGGAAAGUGGAUGGUCUCCAGUCAUGUGAUGCGACACAAGUUGCACUGGUGUCUUGUUUUCCAAUAAUUGCCGAUUGUGAUUUAGAGGACUGCCCUUCACCAUGCCUCCCGUCCCAGUGGUGCCUGAGGGCCAGAGUCAUGUUCUGGCGGAGUUCGACUGCCUCGAUCCGCUGCUUUCUGCCCUUCGCUUGGAUUCUGGCAGAUUGAAGUGUACCUGCUUGGCAGUGUCCAAAAAGUGGCUGGGCUUAGGGACCUCUGCAGGAGGUCUGCACCUCAUUCAGAGGGAAGGUUGGAAGCAGAGACUUAUUCUAACCCACAAGGAAGGAUCUAUUAUUCAGGUAGCAUGUUGCCCCAGCGAUGAAGACUUUAUUGCCGUGGCAACAAGCCAGGGCCUGGUGGCCGUGUGGGAGCUGCAGCUGGAGCGCCGCGGGCGCCCCGAGAGGGUCAGCGUGUCCUGGGAGCACCGCGGGCAGCGGGUGACGGCGCUCUGCUGGGACAGCGGCUCCCUCCGCGUGUUCGCAGGAGACCAGGGAGGCAAGGUGUCCUUCCUGCGCGCCGGCUCCACCAAGCUGAGCAAGGCAGCGACCUUCGUGAUUUUCCCCGUUCAGACGGUCACGACGGUGGACUCCCGGGUGGUUCAGCUGGGCUACCAGGAGGGCCGUCUGCUGGUGUCCUCGCUGAGCCGCUGCUAUCUGUGUGACACGGAGAGGGAGAAGUUUUGGCGCAUUGGAAACAAGGAGCGUGACGGGGAGUACGGCGCCUGCUUCUUCCCCCAGAGCCGCAGCCCGGCGGGGGGGCCGCCCCCGCUGCUGUACUGCGCCCGGCCCGGAUCCCGCAUCUGGGAGUCCAGCUUCAGCGGUGAAGUCCUGAGCACCCACCAGUUCAAACAGCUGCUGGCCUGCCCCCCACUGCCCCUCAUCAGCUACAGAAGUGAACCCCAAUACGUCCCAGCGCAGAGGAGCUCGCAGUCUAUCGCCUUCUCAAAACUACUUUAUCUAGGAGAUCAACACUUGCUGACCUGGACCGACUCGGCCAUCUACAUCUUCCGACCCCAGAGUGGCCAGGUGCUUCUGUGGAGUGAGAUCAAAGAUGUGGUGGACAUUGCAGUGCACCGCAGCGAGCUCUUCUGUCUCCACGGCAACGGGCAGAUGUCCCACCUGUCCCUGGUGUCGGCGGAGCGGUGUGUGGAGCGGCUGCUCCGCAGGGACUCGUGGGUCCUGGCCGCCAGCGUCUGCUGCAUGUUCCCCCACGCCCUGGUGCCCAGCAGGACCAGGAAGUUGGUCCCCAUCGACCGCGUAGAGCACCUGAAGACCCAGCUUAGCCCUGCUUCCCACCCGGAGCUCCUUCGUCAGCUGGACGAGGUCAUUUCCAGGCUGGAGCCUCUGGACUCCGCCUCCAGCAGCCGCCGGAGCAGCAUUUCCUCCCACGUGAGUUUGGAGAGCUUCAACGUGUUGGACUGUGGCAUCUACCGGGUGAUCAGCCGCAGAGGCAGCCAAUCCGAGGAGGAGACGGGCUCCUUCAUCAACCAAUCGGCGUCAGAGGAGGACAGGCUGAAGGAGUUUGCGUUCGGCCCGGAGGAGGACCAGGGGGAGCAGGAAGCCCAGGGACCAGAGGCCGAGCACCCCGAGGCCGAGCGCCCCGAGGCCGGCCUGCCCUUCCACCUCAACCUCCCCUUCGGGCCCAAUCAGCCACGCAUAGCCCUGCAGGCCGUCAAAGACAGUGUCUCUAGUUUUGUUAAGAAGAUUAACACUCUCCAGAUGAACACAGACCUUUGGCAGCGCUCUGAGGCCCAGCUUGAAGUGUUAGUGGCUACAUCGCCAUCGUCAGAAGACAUGGACCAUGAAGUUUGUACCGAGACGGAGAAUGAACUGCAGGAACUCCGAGCAGCAACGGAGCGGGCCACCCUUCAGAUCCAGGACCCCUUCGUGCUGAUGGACCCCGCCGCCCUGGGGGACGUCCUGCGGGAGUGGCUGCAGGUGCUGGAGCGAGUGCUGGGCGUGGAACAGCCGGGCUCCACCAGUGAGGACGGGCCGCUGAAGGAGGUCCGGACCAGGGAGGAGCGGUCGAAGCCCCAGAGCCUGGAGCAGCAGCAGCAGGGGGAGCCGCCUCUGUGCUCCUCCUCAUGGGAACCCAUCGGGCCUGAGACAGGCGAGCAGCCACCACUCCCCGAGAAGGAGAAUCAGGGUCGGGGCCUAGAGCCCGAGUCCGGCGUGGAUCCAGAGUCCACUGAGGAUGAGGAGGAGGAGAAUGCCGGAGAGCGUCAGGAACGCUGCCAGAGCAGCCCGGUGCCCGCCGGAGGGGGGCCCGCCGGAGGGGGCGAGCCCGUCCGACCCGAGCCCGUCCGAGUGCAGCCCCCCACGCCCCUGCCCUCGGACUUGCUGGGAGACCUCACUCCGCUGGCCACCCUCUACCUGGAGAUGAGCUGCUUCAGGGGGCAGGGGGAGGAGCCAGGGGUCCUGAGUGCAGCCGGCUUCCUGCGGCGCUACUUCUUUCUGCUGGACGCCGAGCGUGUGCGGCGUGCGUGUCUGCUCUGCCACGCGGAGCGGCCCGAGAUGCAGCGCUCCUUCAUCGAGGCCGUGCAGGAGCUGACCCGCUCCAGUAAGGUGGUGGAGGUCAUCCAGAAGGGGGACCUGCUGAAGUCACUGCGAGGCCUGAGGGAGCUGCAGCCCUGGUCCGCCCCUGAGCUCCUGGCUCACACACACAGGUUGUAUGAGAGGCAUGGCGAGGCGGCUGUGCGCUCCUUCUCCCAGUUCCACCCCGCGGUGACGCCCGCUGACGUCGCGCUCAUGGCCCAGCCGCCUCACUUCCUGGCUUACCUGGACAACCUGGUGCAGUCGCAUGCCGAGGAACUAAGAUUAUCCUUUUUGGGCUCCCUCCUCCAAUCAGAAUCUCUGAGACAGGAUUGGUUGGAGCUUGGUCUUUCCCAUGAUGCCCCUCAACCCUCCGACACCCUCACCGCGGACGGCCAGCCCAGGUGGCAUUCCCAUUUCUUCAGCUGGGGCUACGGGCGCCUCCUCUCUCUGCUCAUACAGCUUCCUGCCGACCUGUCCUCCAAGGAGACGAUGGCGGAGACCUGUCGGAGCCGGGGAUACUGGACUGGCUUCCUGUACUUGUGCUGUGAGCUGCAGCAACGCACGGAGGCCUUCUCCACUAUCUGCAGGCUGGAUGAUAUGAGCCUGCUGGAGGAUCCACAAGUGGUACCGCAGACCGUCCAGGAGUGGAAGGUACUCAUCCAGCUGUCUCAGCAGUGCAGCACUGAGCCAGAGCCCGCUCCCCCCACCCCCAACGGGACCUCCACCCCCAACGGGACGGCCACGCUCGUCAACGGGUCGGCGGAGGGGCGCCGGCGCCAGGUGACCCCGGAGAACCUGACCCUGAGGCUGGCCCAGAGCGUGGGGCCGGAUCGGGCGCUGGAGGUCCUGGAGGAGUGCGGCCUGCCGCUGGCCCUGAGCCCCCACUCGGCACUGGUGUGCGAGCUGCUGCGGGUGGCGGAGAAGAGACAGAGAGCCACAAUCCAGACCAUGCUGGAGCGCUGUGACCGCUUCCUGUGGUCCCAGCAUGCCUAACUCCGGCCCCCCCCCCCGCCAGCUAAGCUAGAGCAUCAUGUAUCCGGGGAGCUGUGGUCCCACCUGCUGUUAUAACUGUGACCUAACCUCAUAAUAUGAGCAUGCACAAGAGCUUAUCAAACGGUAUCAUAUUAAUAUAAUACACACGCCGACAGUAUUAUUGGUCAUCUUGCAUAAUUUUUUUGUAGAGUGUUUAACAUGCCGAGCUCCUUCAGGCUAAUGCUCGUAACUUCUUUCAUAUGAAUGCAGGAAGAAUGUUUGCUUUUAUUUAUAUACUUCUCAAAUGACCAAUUUAAUAAAGAUUAUAAUUGUAUGUAUUAAGUGAAGACUGGGCCAAAAUGUUAUGAAUAUUGCUCUUAAUAAAGUUUUAAAAUCCUGUUUGUAUGUUGUUGAUGAACUAAAGGUUACAGCUGUCAUCAGAACAUACCGGACUGGGUAGGAUGUUGGCUUAGGUCACUUCCUGUAGGCCUACGUUCUGUUUAUACACCUGGGGACGGGAUACUCUCAGAGCUUUGAUCUAUGUUCGGCCUGUAAGAAAUAGACUGGUUUUCCAGUCUAUUUUCCAUCGAGCAGAGAGUGGGUCAACAGAGGCCGCGUUAAUAACACCGUAAUGACAUAUGAUGGAUGACAAGGAACUGAUGCUAUCACACACCUGGACUCAUCAAAGGGAAGGGGAACUCUGAUAACAUAUGUCUUUGUUUUGAAGUGCUUGACUCAGGCUGGUCUGACUGUCAUCUGUGGUUUUAGUCUAUAGUUUACACUCAUAGUUAUGGUCACAAUACUUCACAAUUAUUUGCCGAAGGCAAAGUGAAUAGUGGGGAAUAGCCUAUUCCCCACUAUUCAUGGAGCCUGAGGGGAAUUAUUGUUUUAGUGAGACUCGUUCUUCAUGAAUUUCCCUAAUCCCUCUUCUCUCAUCUCCUAUCUCCCCUCCCUCUGUCCGAUCCCAUCCAUAACACCUGCUUGUGUCAUUGGAAACUGGCUAUGGUACCAUCAGAUUGAAAAUUUUGGCAUGUAGUUACGACAUUGACAUAUCAGUUAUUGAAUGAAAAUUCUUAAAUUAUAAAAUGUAUAAAUUAUAUUGG
Messenger RNA from Gadus chalcogrammus (walleye pollock), 4999 nucleotides. It is a transcript of the gene hps5, whose product is annotated as HPS5 biogenesis of lysosomal organelles complex 2 subunit 2. Bases 453 to 3917 code for a protein of 1154 amino acids. The transcript is spliced from 23 exons. Gene Ontology annotation, molecular function: protein binding. Gene Ontology annotation, biological process: developmental pigmentation. Gene Ontology annotation, cellular component: cytoplasm. The record is from RefSeq and is a predicted model, not a curated record. Lineage: Eukaryota; Metazoa; Chordata; Actinopteri; Gadiformes; Gadidae.